This is a messenger RNA of Trichoplax adhaerens, 1401 nucleotides long. RefSeq lists its product as uncharacterized. Gene Ontology annotation, molecular function: iron ion binding; oxidoreductase activity, acting on paired donors, with incorporation or reduction of molecular oxygen; steroid hydroxylase activity. The record is from RefSeq and is a predicted model, not a curated record. The transcript has a single exon. Bases 1 to 1401 code for a protein of 466 amino acids. NCBI's taxonomy places the organism in Eukaryota, Metazoa, Placozoa, Uniplacotomia, Trichoplacea, Trichoplacidae.
AUGAUUUAUAGUCACUACAAGGCUUUAAGAUACUUCAAAGAAUUGGGCAUUCCUGGACCUAAGCCAUGGCCAUUACUUGGCAACAUUCCAGCUGUUAUGGCGAUAGGUGAUCAAAAUUCAGCUCAUUUAAAAUUUACAAACGAAUAUGGAAAAGUCUUUGGAAUGUUUUAUUUGAGUGAACCAGUGAUUGUUGUAUCGGAAUUUGACAUCGUCAAGAAAAUAUUAAUCAAAGAUUUUCAUGCCUUUCCAAAUAGACGAUUACCUUUUAAAUUACCAUUAAAUAGUCUUAGUAAAGCUGUAGCUAUUGCUCGUGAUCAAGAAUGGAAAAGAAUCCGUGAUAUUCUUACGCCCACUUUUACUGGCAACAAGUUGCGAAGUAGCUUCCUAAUUGUUGAUGAUAUAACAACAAAAUUGGUGCAAUCACUGAUUGAUAGUAGUCAAAAGAAAGAGAUUGUUAAUAUACGAAAGGUGCUUGGUGAAUUUACUAUGGAGACAAUGUUAAGUGUUGCUUUCGGUGUACAAAUGCUGAACUCAAAAUUAAUCCAUUCUGCUAUUCAAAUUUUUGAUAGAGGACAAUUAAGGGUUUUGAUGUCUAUUCUUUCUCCUACUUUGCUAAAAGUAAUUAGAAAAUCACCGUUCGAUUUUGACGCUAAAUACUUCCAACACCUAGAUCGAGCAGCUCGACAAGUAAUUAAGUACAGACGCCAAUCAGAUCAACCUGCUCGUCGUGAUUUACUGCAAUUAAUGAUGGAAGCAGAGAAUAAUGGCAAAUUAUCAGAUGAUGAAAUUAUUGCCCAAUCUAUGAUCUUCCUAUUAGCUGGUUAUGAUACUACUGCUAACACGAUAUCAUUUGCUGUUUAUUUAUUAGCUACACAUCCUGAAAUCCAAGAUAAAUUGAUUAAUGAAAUUGAUGAUGCUCUCCAAACCCAAGCUGAUAGCUUUAAUUAUGAUAAAAUUCACGAACUAAAAUAUCUAGAUAUGGUAGUUAGUGAGACAUUACGACUUUAUCCAACAGCAUCUACAACUAUACGUGAAGUAGCUUGCGAUCAUACUAUCGAUAAAUAUAAAUUUAAGAAGGGAGGCACCGUUAUGAUAUCAGCUUAUGCCUUACAUCGUAAUAGCAAAGAAUGGCCAGAUCCAGAGAAAUUUAUACCAGAACGAUUUACUCAAGAAGAGAAACAAAAGCGAAAUCCUCUAUCUUAUUUACCCUUUGGUGGCGGGCCAAGAGUUUGUAUAGGUAUGAGAUUUGCACUGAUGGAAAUCAAGAUCGCACUAGUUCGUAUAUUGCAAAAAGUGAAAUUUACAGUAGUUAAGGAAACGGAAAUUCCUCUACAACUGCGAGUUGGGCCAACAUUAUCUCCUAAGAAUGGAAUCAAACUAGGCAUAGAAGUACGCGAAUAG